Messenger RNA from Cinara cedri, 429 nucleotides. Lineage: Eukaryota; Metazoa; Arthropoda; Insecta; Hemiptera; Aphididae. The record is from the annotation of a GenBank genome assembly.
AUGAAAAAAUUACAAUUGAGAAUUAAAGAUUAUGAUAACAAUUAUGUUACAUUAAAUAACAUACGAAACUUAAGGUUUACUUUACGCAACAAUAGAGAAGAGAUAAAAGAAAUCUCCUCUCUUGGUUGGCGAAAGGCAUUAGAUUAUGCUGGAAGUAGAUAUAUAACAAUAAAAAUCAACGGGAUUUUAGACUGUAUGAUAGCUGAUAGAUUACUACAUAACUCUGCUAUGUUAAAUUCUAUUAAUGGUUAUGAAAUAAAUUAUGGUGAUGAAGAGAAAAUUAGUUUGCAAUGUUCAGUUGAAUUAUAUGAAAGAUAUUAUGAUCCGGCUGCUUUUGACAAUUUUACUGUGACUUUAACAAGUACUGGAGUUGUAAAUACGUUCUUUUUAACGACAACCGAAAAUCGAGAUUUAAGGGACGUUUGUUAG